Triticum turgidum subsp. durum (durum wheat) is the source of this 843-nucleotide messenger RNA. NCBI's taxonomy places the organism in Eukaryota, Viridiplantae, Streptophyta, Magnoliopsida, Poales, Poaceae. The record is from the annotation of a GenBank genome assembly.
AUGGCCGGCUCCGGCGGCUCUCCCGACGCCGACGAUCCCAAUUGCGGCGGAGAUGAGGCUGAGCCCUCCAGGACUCCUCAAGAAUCCGACGACCGCUACUCCGCGCCCGCCUCCCCUCUCAGCACUCGCCCGUCCGGUCAGUCCCCGGGGACCUCGGUCGUCGCCAACGAGGGCUCCGCCUCGUCCUCCGCCACGGGAUCUGAUGACGAAGACGUGCCCACAGACAGGUACAAGAACCCCGCCGCCGCUUCCUUCCUCUUGGGACCGUCGAGCAGCACCAUGGGAGCGUCCUCCUCCUCCUCCUCCUCGGACAGCUGGAUCGGCAGCGACCGUACAUGCGGCGGCGCCUCGACUUCCAGCUCUCUGGACGCCUCCAACUACAUGGGUUUCUACAGGAACCCACCCUCUGAGUGGAUGUAUACUCAGAUUCUAGAGUCUUCUUUCGGGUGGAACGAGUACGAGACUUGUGAUGAUAUGAGGGCUUAUUCUGGGAGAGAUAAGUACGAGCCAUCACAAAAUUUCAGCAGCACAAUUCAUCAAAAGGCACCUUUAUCAGCUCUAGCAGCUACGCUUAUAAGCGAGAAUAUGAAAGCUCAAACCUAUAAGCUUUUGGCUAAUUACUCUGUAUAUCGGGAAAUAUGUCCAGAUGGGAACUGCUUUUACAGAUCUUUCAUAUUCUCGUAUCUUGAGCAGCUGGAAGCAUCUGCUAACGAGGAACAACGGUUAUUUUGUGUACUUGAACCAAUGGGGGAGAAGUUUCAAAGUCUUCAUUGGUUUGAUUCAUAUUCUGAUCUUCAUAUUGCUUUUGUGUGCUUCAUACUGGAAUGUGUGGAACAAACAUGA